Molecule: messenger RNA, 647 nt
Organism: Heterobilharzia americana
Lineage: Eukaryota; Metazoa; Platyhelminthes; Trematoda; Strigeidida; Schistosomatidae
Source: the annotation of a GenBank genome assembly
AUGACAAUGAAAAAAUAAGUUUUGACAUAACUAGCUUUUACACAAAUAUACCGAUCAACAUAGCUCUAGAGGCAGUUAGAAAUGGGCUUAAGGUUGACAAUGAGCUUAUGCAUCGAACUAAGGUGCCGAUCGAGGAAAUCAUGUUAGGAGUACGAUUGUGCCUGACAUCUACACUUUUUAAGUUUCAGAAUAAAAUAUAUAAACAAACUGAAGGUGUUGCCGUGGGAUCACCAAUAUCCCCUAUCAUCACAGACAUAUUUAUGGAUAGUUGGGAAGAGAUGGAUGUUCAAACAUUUAGUCCUACUGCAAAGAUAUGGUUCAGAUAUGUAGAUGAUACGUUUACAGCACUGAAAUUGGAUGACAUCAACAGGUUCUUGACGCAUAUAAAUUCAGCAGUGACUACAAUUUACUUCGCAUGUGACUUAGUAAGUGAUGAAAGUUAGCUAGCAAUGUUGGAUCUCAAGCGAACACAAAACGGAAGUUUAGAGACUAGUGUCUAUAGGAAACCUACCCAUUCGAAACAGUACUUAAACUUCGAAUCCUCCCACCGCAUCUCAGUUAAAGUAGGCUUAGUUAAAUGCAUAAGAGAGAAGCUUGGCUGUAGCUCUGCACGCAGUUACACACAAUCACACAGUAGUGUGGGAUAG